Hydatigera taeniaeformis is the source of this 2412-nucleotide messenger RNA. NCBI's taxonomy places the organism in Eukaryota, Metazoa, Platyhelminthes, Cestoda, Cyclophyllidea, Taeniidae. The record is from the annotation of a GenBank genome assembly.
AUGAUCUCGUCCAGGGAUUAUUCUAUCAAUUGGCCAAAUUUGAAUGCCAUCAUUGAUAAGGAGGUGGUCCUGUGCUUUACUACAUAUUUGUCCUCUCCCAGCGUAACGAGCCCUCGAAUCAAGGCGAUGGCAACUGGAAAUAUUCCUGAAUUCAUUGACAUUUUGUAUAAUCUGGAGGACUCUCGUACAAUCCAGCCCUCAUGGGUUCAAAUCAUGGCAACAAAUAAUCGACGCCUAGAAUUGUAUGGUGAUGAUACGUGGCUGCGACUAUUUCCUGGCGCAUUUAAGCUUUCGGAUGGAACUACAUCGUUCUACGUCACAGACUUUUAUGAGGUGGACGAUAAUGUCACACGGCACCUCGACGGUCGCCUUGCGGCCCUCCACGAUUGGGAUUUACUGAUUCUGCAUUAUCUUGGACUUGAUCACAUUGGUCAUGUCCAAGGUCCACACGGUGACGCCGUUCCAGCUAAAUUACGGGAAAUGGACAUAGUUGUUGGAAAAAUAAUUUCCGCUCUGAAUUCAAGCAAGGAAGAUUGGCUGCUUGUUUUAACUGGUGACCAUGGAAUGAGCGACCACGGUAGUCACGGAGGUAGCUCCUUUCCGGAGCUGACCACCAGCAUGAUCCUCAUUAGCUCCAAUUUCAAGCAUCAACGGACUUCGAUGUGCACGAUCGAUGGCGACGUGUUUGAGGCUAAGUCUGACCAGACGGACAUAGCCACGAUGCUGGGACUCUUGACCGGUGUGGGUAUUCCAGGGGGCAGUAUAGGGGUGCCACCUCUUCGGAUCCUGCAGACAUUUUGGUCGCAACCCUUCCACCGCUAUACUGUCCUUCUUGAAUUGCUUGAACACCUACGCAGGCUCACCAAGUGUACCGAUGCUGUAUGCGCCCACGAAUUUUUGACUGAGCAUGAUGUUGUGAAACUUAGGCAGUUGUACGCGGAAAUCUCGUCUUUCGUCCGGUUAUGCUCAGCUAAUGUGUCGCCACAUCCAGUAUGCGGUCGGAUGGCAUCUGAAAUGGAGGUGGUAACAGCACAAGUCGUUAAUCUGCUCAUUUCUUUCCAACGAAGGACACUUCUCCACGCAAGCAAUAAGGUCGAUGUCGGUUCCGUGUGCUUUUCCUGUCUCGUGAUGGCGGCCAUCUCACUAUCGUUUUUGGUACCAGGUCUUCGAGAGAUUUUGGCUUGGAAGGAACAUUCUACCCCAAAGCCGAGCCAUCGACAACGGAUUCUGGCCUACACUUUAUUGGCAGUCAUUUCUCUCCUUGCUCUUCUGCUUCACUUGCUCUCUCUCACGUCGAGCAGUUUAAUAGAAGAGGAGCACCAGACAUGGUACUUUCUUACAACUACCAACUGCUUCGCCCUCCUCCUCGUGUUGGUCCUCUCCAUCCACGAAGGCGGCAGCAGCUGUGGUCGCAUUGUCUGCAUCACAUUUGUCCUUUGCCUUGAUCGCUUUUUAUUGAAAUUGCUCAAUCAGACCGGAGAUAAGUGGUUUCACCUGGCGGAUCUUACUGACUGGUUGGGGCAAUUCUCCAGGCUUCAUUUGCGUACUGUACUGACUCUCGUCGCGGUUGCUCUUACCCAACUUGUCUAUCGCAUUGUCGUCUUCACUGCAGAACCGAAUCGAAUGCACUUCUCGUCCUCAUGGACUUCCUCGCUGCUACCAGCUCGCCUUGCCUUCGUAGCAUUAGCUGCCGAUUUCGUCGCCUGUCUCUGGUUUGUCGCCCGUCUUGCCGUCUGGUCGAGUGAAUUCAGGGCAUCGCCGCCUCUCUUUAGCCCUGCGUUAUGCGAGGAAUGGGAAUUGCCAAGUCCUGUCCAUACCCUUGCCUUACUUGCGUGUCUCUUGGGUCGCACCGCUAGUGUUCUCCUCUGGGCUGGCGUUAUGAUCAAGGAGCUUAUGUUAACGCGAAUUAUUCAUGCCGAAUUUGCUGCUCUUGAUAGUUCUUCUCCUCAAGCACGUUCCAAACUGACGUACUUCACCGUUAUGCUCUAUUGGAUGGAAGGCUGGGUCACUUUCUUUCAACAAGGUAAUUCAAACAAGUUUUCUACUGUCGAUAUGGCAGCUGGUUACGUGGGCCUCUCAGGUCACUCAAACAUCUUGUCGACCAUGAUGGUUUUGCUUUACACAUACGCGGGGCCGCUGUUCUGGCAGCUCUCCCUCUACUUUAGAUAUGUGUUCAAAUAUGGUAUCAGUGAGCGAGUGAUAGGAAGAGAGACACUGCUACCACACGUGAAGACCAGUGUUGUCGUGUUCGCUCUGGGUCUUCUUAUGACGGUCACCACUAUGUCUGCUAUCAUUUGCCUCUUCUUUCAUUCACAUUUAUUCAUCUGGUCGGUGUUCGCUCCAAAGCUGUUCUUCAUGACUGCCUUCUGCUGUGUUUCCAUUCCCAUCUACGUGGUUAUGCUUGCUUUUUAA